AACCAGGAAACAGUUUGUUCCUCGUCACUAAAGAGACACAGGCUGAAAAACAUUUGAUCAGAUUCACCUUCAGACCAAACUAACAGCUUCCUCUGAGUGAGUCCAGCUACAGGAGAGAAAAGAGGAAAACUACAACACUGCUGCUUCAACCUGCUGACUCUCCACACACUGAAGCUUCACUCAGACUAAAUGGCUUCCAGAUCAGAGGAGGAUCUCUGCUGUCCGGUCUGUCAGGAGGUCUUUAGAGAUCCUGUUGUUCUGUCAUGUAGCCACAGCUUCUGUAAAGACUGUCUGAAGAGAUGGUGGAGAGAGAAACCAACACCAGACUGUCCAGUUUGUAAGAGAAGAUCUUCAAGAGAAAAUCCACCUGUUAGUCUGGUGUUAAAGAACCUGUGUGAGUCCUUCUUACAGGAGAGAGAUCAGAGAUCUUCAGAGGCUCUCUGCAGUCUGCACUCUGAGAAACUCAAACUCUUCUGUCUGGACCAUCAGCAGCCAGUGUGUGUCGUCUGCAGAGAUUCAGAAAAACACUCCAACCACAGAUUCAGACCCAUCGAUGAAGCUGCACGACAACACAAGAAGGAACUUCAGGAAACUCUGAAGUCCUUAAAGAAGAAGUUAAAGAGUUUAGAAGAAGUUAAAGUGAAGUUUGAUCAAACAGCAGAACACAUUAAGGUCCAGGCCCGACACACAGAGAGGCAGAUUAAGGAGCAGUUUAAGAAGCUUCACCAGUUUCUAGAAGAGGAAGAGGAGGCCAGGAUGGCUGCACUGAGGGAGGAAGAGGAGCAGAAGAGUCAGAUGAUGAAGGAGAAGAUGGAGGCUCUGAGCAGAGAGAUAGCAGCUCUUUCACACACAGUCAGAGCCACAGAGGACGAGCUGAGAGCUGAAGACGUCUCAUUCCUCAACAACUACAAGGCUGCAGUGGAAAGAGUCCAGCAGCGCCCCCUGCUGGAGGAUCACCAGCUGCUCUCAGGAGCUCUGAUAGACCAGGCCAAACACCUGGGCAACCUGACCUUCAACAUCUGGAACAAGAUGAAGGACAUGGUCUCCUACAGUCCUGUGGUUCUGGAUCCAAACACUGCUCAUCCAAGACUCAUCCUGUCUGAAGAUCUGACCAGUGUGAGACAUGGAGAGGAACAGCAGCUUCCUGACAAUCCAGAGAGAUUUGAUUAUUGCUGGUCUGUCCUGGGCUCUGAGGGUUUUAACUCAGGGACUCACAGCUGGGAUGUCGAGGUUGGAGACAAUACAGUCUGGAGACUGGGUGUGUUAGCAGAGUCUGUCCAGAGGAAGGGAUUCAUACAGUCUGGAUUAUGGGGAAUAUGGCUGUAUGAAGGUAACUACUUUGAACUCUCACCACCAGCUUCAAUAACUAUUCUCUCAGUUAAGAAGAAGCUUCCAGAGGAUCAGAGUGAAUCUGAACUGGAACAGAAGAAAGUUGUCGUUCUCUGAUCCUGAUACUAACACACACA
Lates calcarifer (barramundi perch) is the source of this 1466-nucleotide messenger RNA. RefSeq names its product zinc-binding protein A33-like. Lineage: Eukaryota; Metazoa; Chordata; Actinopteri; Centropomidae. The record is from RefSeq and is a predicted model, not a curated record. Gene Ontology annotation, molecular function: zinc ion binding.